UAUCCUUUACUCGUUGAAUAUAGGAUUGUUUCCCCUUUCAGAACUUCCGUUGCUGAAUUAUAUUUCACUUUUUCAUUCAUAAUUUUACUGAAAUGGCAGACAAGCAAGAAAAGAAACCAGACUUGGGUCUAUUGGAAGAAGACGAUGAGUUUGAAGAAUUUCCAGCAGAAGACUGGACAGAAGAAAAUGAAGAUGAAGCAGAUAUAAAUGUUUGGGAAGAUAACUGGGAUGAUGAUAAUUUAGAUGAUGAUUUUUCAGUACAAUUGAGAGCUGAACUGGAAAAACAAGGAAAGAAUGCAGAUGGAAGUGAACCAAUGAAAACAUAGUGAUUGUUAUACUUAAUGUUUUGUAUGAAUGAGAAGAUGUGUCAAAAUCCAUUGUGUUUGUCAUAAUUCAUGUAUGAAUGUAGUAAUAAAAAAUGGAAAAUAAAAAAGAUUCAGUAUUUUUA
This is a messenger RNA of Mytilus trossulus (common blue mussel), 448 nucleotides long. RefSeq names its product 26S proteasome complex subunit SEM1-like. Gene Ontology annotation, cellular component: proteasome regulatory particle, lid subcomplex; proteasome complex. Lineage: Eukaryota; Metazoa; Mollusca; Bivalvia; Mytilida; Mytilidae. The transcript is spliced from 3 exons. The record is from RefSeq and is a predicted model, not a curated record. Gene Ontology annotation, biological process: mRNA export from nucleus; double-strand break repair via homologous recombination; proteasome assembly. The coding region runs from base 93 to 326 and encodes 77 amino acids.